UUUCCUCUGCUCUUGCAAACCCUAAACUUUCUGGGUGGCGCAAAGUAAAAACUGAAGCCUCUCUUCACUGAAGCCUGAAGGGCCCUGGGCCAUGGCCAUCUUCUACUCUGAGUUCCUAUUGUUCAAGAGCCUGUGAUCUGCAACUUGCAGGACCCCUCCACGUUUAGGGAGCAGCAUCUUGAAAGCGUCUGUGCAUGGCGUCUCGCUCGAUGGUUGGGCUCAUGCAGAGCUCCAACCUGCUUAAGCUACUUUGGAGGCCAGGUAUGGCUGCUCUUCAACAGGGGUCCUGCCUACCGUCGCUCCAUUCCUUCAGUAGUGUCACAAGUUUGCGGACUUGCACCGCUCUCAACUCCCCCAGUCAAAGCUUCUUUCCACUCCAACCUUCCCUUACGACAAGCGCAACUCAUUUACCCCAUCAUAGAGUAGCUCGCAGCCAGCCAGAGUCAGGAUCAGUAGUCGCCUCAUGUCAACCUUUGAGACUUCAAAGAAGUUUUGGUAUCGCAGCAUUGGGGCGGGCUUCUGUGACGUCCAUGAGUGGCAUGGGGGAAAGCUUGAGCCAUGACACUCCUGGACAACCUGAGAAUCCUCGUGCGGCGCUCCUGAUCAUAGGCAAUGAGAUCUUGACGGGGAAGAUCCAGGACACAAACACAGCAACAUUAGCCAAGCUUCUCUUUAGCCGCGGCGUUGACCUUGUGCGAGUCGAAGUAGUCCCUGACAUUGAAGAGGACAUCGUCGAGUCGAUCCACGGACUGUGGAAGCGUGUCGGAGGCCAGGACCGGGGCUUUAUCUUUACCAGCGGCGGCAUCGGGCCGACGCACGAUGACGUCACCUAUGCGGCAGUUGCGAAGGCGUGCAGUACGGACUUGUCUCUUCACCAGGCCACAGUCGAGAAAAUGCGCACACACUACGAAGCGCUAGGAAAGGUGCUCAACGAGGCGCGGCUACGGAUGGCCACGCUACCAACGGGUUGCGAGGUGCUGUAUACCCCCGGACGCUGGGUGCCCCUGGCGGUGGUGAAGAACGUGUACGUCCUCCCGGGCAUCCCGCGACUGUUCAACGCCAUGAUUGAUGCCGCCAAGGAGCGGUUUACGGGGGCGCUCUACAGCCGACGGAAUCUGUUCACCAAGCAGGGCGAAGGCGACCUGGCGGAGGCACUCUCCCAGGUGGCCAAGGACUUCCCCGGGGUUGCGAUCGGGAGCUACCCGGCCACGGAACCGUCCGCUCCGUACACGACCAAGUUGAGCUUUGAGAGCCGAGACGAAAGCCUUGUCGCAGCGGCAGUCUCGGCAGCUGAGGCGCAUAUAGCUUUCUUGAGCGACGAUAUAGUUGAAUCCUCACGGUCCUGAAGGUCCACAACAUUUUGAUUUCAGGACUUAAGGUGCAGUCAGCGGGUUGUAUAGAUUGUCGGAAGGUAGAUGUGCAUUGUGUUCACAUGACAAAAUUCGGCACAACUUGUCACCGUGAACGUAUCCAAACAUCAGAAACGUACAAAGCACACCAUUAGUAGAAGCACGCGCAUGAAAUCCGUCCUGCAAGAAACUACUGCUUGGAUGCCGCCGUCACAGACCUGAGCAAUCAAUUGGUAAUUCUGCUAGGGGCAUCCUCAUUGAAUUCGAGAUCGGCCUGCGAAGAAUGAGAUUGAAUCGAGAUCGACGUACCGCGGGCGCACUGCCGGACCUAGCGAGACAAAAAGCAAUUGGAUACUUGAAAAAGGACGGUCAUUUUCUACGGCACGGUAGCAAUGCCAUGAGUAUGUGCUAAACGAGCUGACCUGAG
Messenger RNA from Klebsormidium nitens, 1776 nucleotides. The record is from the annotation of a GenBank genome assembly. Lineage: Eukaryota; Viridiplantae; Streptophyta; Klebsormidiophyceae; Klebsormidiales; Klebsormidiaceae.